UUGGCUCUCCCACCAUGCACUACAUGGGCAGCGGUUAUCCACAGGCGUUGUAACGGGACGCGGGUAUCUUCCCUUUACCCCUUCCUUCCGGGCACUAAUAAGCUCUGCUCUUCCACCACCCCGGUUCCUGGAGACGAAGGGAACGGGUGCUAAUCUCGCGAUGCGGACGAAUUCGAUGCGAAUUGGCGGGGUAAAUACCCGCGAGGUUCCUUCUUGGCAAGCGACCUAUAAGCUCACGGACUACCCGGGUAGAGAGAUGCGUACCGAGGCGGUCUGCGCGCGUCUGUAAAGGUGCAUCGUGAUCAAAAUGUUCGGUCUAAAGGCGUGCCUCUCUGGUGGUCUGCUGCUGCUGGGCGCCGCUGUGACGGAGGCGAAGUACAUCGUCCCGGGGGCCAGAUGGCGGGACACGGACGGCAAUCUCGUCAACGCCCACGCGGGCAGCGUGGUGCUGGAUAAUGGGAAGUUCUGGUGGUUCGGCGAGUACAAGGUCCAGGGUCAAGAGGAGGGUGGCGGCGUGUCGGUCUACAGCUCACCCGACCUUGCUACGUGGACGUACCACGGCCUUGCUCUAGAGCCCGUGAACGGACACCCCUACAUCGCCCCUGAGAUGAUCAUCCAGCGGCCCAAGGUCGUGUACAGCGAGUCGACAGGACAGUACCACAUGUGGUGGCACGCCGAUAAUUCUUCCUACGGACUUUUACUUCAGGGAUUCGCGACCGCCGACACGAUUGAAGGGCCGUACAGCUUCGUCGACGCGACGGCCCCUCUGGGCAACUGGUCCCAGGAUUUCGGCAUGUUCACUGACUAUAAAGACGGCCGAACCUACGCCUUGUACUCAAACGGCGACCGACGGGAAGGCCGCGACGUGUACUUGACCUCCUACAAUAAGGAGGUUACGGGCCUCGACGAGGUGGUCUAUCGUUUCGACAAGUUCGAUCUUGAAGCGCCAACAAUCCUUCAGACGGAUAAAAGUUAUUAUGCUUUGAUGAGCCACAAGACGGGGUACAGGCCAAACAAUGUCGUCGCCUUCCGGGCGGACCGCUUGAGUGGCCCAUGGUCCCAGCCUUGGAUAGUUGCACCGCUCAACACGCGCACUUUUAACUCUCAGUCUGGCUUCACAUUGAGAAUUAAGGGUAAUAGGAAGACAACUUACCUCUACUUGGGCGACCAGUGGGAUUCCAAUUCGCUUUGGGAGAGCCGAUACAUCUGGCUCCCCAUCACGAUCGACGAUGCCAAGAAGACCCUCGAAGUGGAGUGGCAUGAUGUCUACGACCUGGAUGUGAAAUCUGGAAAAUGGCAGCCCAUUCAAGGCAGAGAAUACCUGGCUAUAGACGCCAAGACGAGCGGGAACGCGUUCAAGCAAGAGGCGAAUUUCGCCAGCAGGGGCACGAUCGUGACCGGGAUAGAAGGCAACGACAGCACCGUCACCUUCAGCGGCAUCCAAGGCACAGGAAAGCCGCAGUGGGUGUCGUUCUACUACCAGAAUACCGACGACAUGGGUUUCGGAGAUCAACCGGGCGGUUCGCCGGACAGGAUCGGAGGAUCGUGGCAGCUCCGCCGCAUAGCCAGCGUGGUCGUGAACGGGAACGCUGAGAAUGUCGAGACGCUGUACCAGAGGGACACGCACAAGGGCAUCAUCCUGUCGACGCCGCUGCAGCUGACGCUGGAAAAGGGGUCGCGCAACACCAUCACGGUGGGCGGCCUGUUCAACGGAUUCCACUACAAGGGCGCGGACAUCGACAGGAUCGUCGUGUACCCCCCGGAGAACUAGGCCUCUACGUAGGUAGCAGCUACAGAACCCCAAUGGCAGGAUAGACGUAUUUAGAAGCCGCCGGCAAGCACCCUGUGCCUGUGACGAGGACCUUGGUGUCGUUCUAGCUACGAGUUUGAGGGAGCCCUGAGAUCGAAGGUCCUGACGGAACUCCGCCGCUCAAACGGUGGUGCUCCAACUCUUGCCCGAAGACGCCGGCUAUAUCCGUCGGGACCAGGAAGCAAUCAGAGUGAACCUUGCUCGUAUUGACUUGUC
This is a messenger RNA of Durotheca rogersii, 2026 nucleotides long. RefSeq names its product carbohydrate-binding module family 35 protein. NCBI's taxonomy places the organism in Eukaryota, Fungi, Ascomycota, Sordariomycetes, Xylariales, Xylariaceae. Gene Ontology annotation, biological process: carbohydrate metabolic process. The transcript is spliced from 8 exons. The record is from RefSeq and is a predicted model, not a curated record. Bases 308 to 1771 code for a protein of 487 amino acids. Gene Ontology annotation, molecular function: hydrolase activity, hydrolyzing O-glycosyl compounds.